AUGCCUCCUACAACGAUGCCUACAACGCCCCCUCUCGAUGAUUGGAACCACGAUAAAGGCUUUGAAAUACGUACAAAACACAAGGAGGCUAUGCGCCAAUUACACUGGUUCGGAAAAGUCCCGAUUUACGCCCUACAGAAUCGCUGUAGAGACCCCUCUACUGGUAUACUGUAACGAAUACUCAAACUGGCUAACUAAACUUGGCUGGGUGUUCGCUGGUUGGUAUGCUAUGAUAAGAAGAAGACUAUCGGGUUGUUCACUUGGAAGUGAACUCGUUACUUGUAUCAAAGAUGUCAAACAAAUAUGAUAAGAUUGAUAACUAAGUUGAGCACGAAGCUCCUAUCUAAAUGGCAGACGUGCCAGUCUUAUAUAGAACCUUCGUUCUCUGUCUAAUCGCUUUAGUCGCUCGCCUCAGUCGCUUCAGUCGACAGGCGACUCAGGCGACUGAAGCGAUCAUGGUCACGUGGUACUUUAAUCUAUAAGAUUGAUAACUAAGUUGAGCACGAAGCUCCUAUCUAAAUGGCAGACGUGCCAGUCUUAUAUAGAACCUUCGUUCUCUGUCUAAUCGCUUUAGUCGCUCGCCUCAGUCGCUUCAGUCGACAGGCGACUCAGGCGACUGAAGCGAUCAUGGUCACGUGGUACUUUAAUCCGACGAAAUCCAUGGAUCGCUUAGCUAGCCUAAGGAUCCCCUUCUGCUAUAAGAGUUAUGAUAAUGCUCGACCUGUCAGGGCGCCGCCUGGUCUUCACUAUCUCCCGUGGUAACACGUGAUUCGUGACAUAUACCUCUUGGAGAGAGCACAAUACGCAAAAUCCUUGGCUACGCAGCCCCUGAACGAGCUCGCAAAGGGCGUACCGGUCCUGCAUUCCUUCUCUCCGACAAUGAAGUAGACGAGGUUAUCCAAUAUUGUACUGAAAACUGGGAGAAUCGGGUUAUGGAGUGGUGGAAAGUAAGGCAGGAAUUGGGGCUUGAUUGUUCAGUUGCAACACUACAACGUAGGAUGCACCAAAGAGGCUACUAUCGCUGCGUAGCCUGCCAAAAGCCUUAUUUGACUCUUGCGCAAGUUACUGCCCGGUUGCUUUGGGGUCUUGCACAUAUAUUCUGGCAUCUAGAGUGGUUGAAGGUCCUAUGGUCAGAUGAAGUUACAUUCCUAGUUGGAGGGCGUACAAUCAAGCAAAAAGUAACCCGGAUUAUUAACAAAGAACACUCUGAACGUUUCUGCGAUACCUGUAUUCAACACCAGUUCCACCGAGGUCACACUACGUCUGUUAACGCAUGGGGAGCGAUUGGUUAUGGGUAUAAAUCCCCCCUUAUUUUCAUUGAAGGCCAUGGCAAGAGUGGCGCCUUUCUACAACGAGAUUACCUUACGCAACUGUUAGAACCCUAUAUACAAGGAAUUAUAGCAGCUUUUGCUCAACUCCUAAUUAAAUUAAGUCACUGUUCAGCAUUCUAG
This is a messenger RNA of Hymenoscyphus albidus, 1451 nucleotides long. NCBI's taxonomy places the organism in Eukaryota, Fungi, Ascomycota, Leotiomycetes, Helotiales, Helotiaceae. The record is from the annotation of a GenBank genome assembly.